Molecule: messenger RNA, 1290 nt
Organism: Moesziomyces aphidis
Lineage: Eukaryota; Fungi; Basidiomycota; Ustilaginomycetes; Ustilaginales; Ustilaginaceae
Source: the annotation of a GenBank genome assembly
AUGUCCAUCGUUCGUCCCCGUGGCUCGGUCCCACCAGCCAAGAUCAAGGUCGCCAACCCCGUCGUCGAGCUCGACGGCGAUGAGAUGACCCGCAUCAUCUGGCAGAAGAUCCGCGAGGACCUCAUCCUCCCUUUCCUCGACAUCGACCUCAAGUACUACGACCUCGGCAUCGAGCACCGCGACGCCACCGACGACCAGGUCACCGUCGACGCCGCAGAGGCCAUCAAGAAGUACAGGGUCGGCGUCAAGUGCGCUACUAUCACCCCUGACGAGGCCCGAGUCAAGGAGUUCGGCCUCAAGAAGAUGUGGCUCAGCCCCAACGGCACCAUCCGCAACAUCCUUGGCGGCACCGUCUUCCGCGCUCCCAUCGUCCUCGACGACCUCCCGCGCCCCGUCCCCGGCUGGACCAAGCCCAUCAUCAUCGGCCGCCACGCCUUCGGCGACCAGUACCGAUGCCAGAACUUUGCCGUUGACAAGCCCGGCAAGUUCACCAUGCAGUUCACCCCCGAGGACGGCUCCGCGCCCCAGACCUGGGACAUCUUCAACUUCCCCGACGCAGGAGGCGUCGGCCUCGCCAUGUACAACACCACCGAGUCCAUCACCGGCUUUGCACACGCCUGCUUUAAGAUGGCCCUCGAGAAGAAGAUGCCACUCUACCUCUCCACCAAGAACACUAUCCUCAAGGCUUACGACGGCCGCUUCAAGGAUAUCUUCGAGAACCUCUACGAGACCACUUACAAGAAGGAUUUCGAGGCAAACGGUACCUGGUUCGAGGCACGUCUGAUUGAUGAUCUUGUCGCGCAAGCUAUCAAGUCCGAUGGAGGUUUCGUAUGGGCGUGCAAGAACUACGAUGGUGACGUCCAGUCGGACAUCGUCGCUCAAGGCUACGGUUCGCUCGGCAUGAUGACCUCGGAGCUCAUCACCCCCGACGGCCAGAUCAUCGAGUCCGAAGCCGCACACGGCACUGUCACCCGCCACUACCGCGAGCACCAGAAGGGUAACGAGACCUCGACCAACUCGGUCGCCUCCAUCUACGCCUGGACUCGCGGUCUCGCCUUCCGCGGCAAGCUCGACAAGAACGACGAGCUCGUCUACUUCGCCAACGCACUCGAGGAGGCAUGCCUCGACGCCAUCAACGCCGGCAAGAUGACCAAGGAUCUUGCGCUCAUCUACCACGGCAAGCAGAUGAAGCGCGAGCACUACGUCACCACGAUGGAGUACAUUGACGAGGUGGCCAAGAUUCUCAAGCACAAGCUGUCGGCCAAGGGCAUCGAGGCCGGCAAGCUCUAG